This is a messenger RNA of Microplitis demolitor, 2219 nucleotides long. RefSeq lists its product as uncharacterized. Gene Ontology annotation, molecular function: stearoyl-CoA 9-desaturase activity; iron ion binding. Gene Ontology annotation, cellular component: endoplasmic reticulum membrane. The transcript has 10 exons. Lineage: Eukaryota; Metazoa; Arthropoda; Insecta; Hymenoptera; Braconidae. The coding region runs from base 142 to 2136 and encodes 664 amino acids. The record is from RefSeq and is a predicted model, not a curated record. Gene Ontology annotation, biological process: unsaturated fatty acid biosynthetic process.
AUAUUCUACAAUAUAAUAUUAUUAAUUAGUUCAUAAAAACUAAUAUAUGUUGCCUUUUUAUUGACAUAAGUGCUAAAGAGUAUCUGUUGAAGAUUAUCUAAAGAAAAAAGUAGAAAAUUUUUGUCGUUAAAAUACAGUGUGAUGUUAAAAAAUAAUUUUAUAAAAUUGCCACCGAAUGUUACUAGUUUAUCUUCGCAUGCCGAAAAAUCAAGUACAGAAACAUUACAAACAGAUUAUAUAAUACCACCGGAAAAAAUAAAAAUGACUAAAAAACGUUGGUAUGAAUUCGAAACGCCUAUAAUUUGGAGUAAUGUGUUUUUCAUCAUAGGUCUUCAUUUAUUGAGUUUAUAUCACAUUAUUACAUUCCCGUAUUUAGAGCGUAAAACAUUGUGUGUAUGGGUCGUUACAAUGAUAAUAAUGUCGGGAUUGGGGGUGACGGGUGGAGUACAUCGACUUUGGACUCAUCGUGCGUACAAAGCUAAGACACCACUUAAAAUUUUUCUAGCCAUCCUGUACUACUCUGCUGGACAAAAUAGAAUUUAUGAUUGGGUUAGAGACCACAGAGUUCAUCACAAAUACACAGACACAACAGCAGAUCCACAUGAUAAUAAUCGAGGUUUUUGGUUCAGUCACGUUGGCUGGUUGAUGUUAAAAAAACGACCGGAAGUGGUUCAACGUGGAAAAGGAAUUGAUAUGAGUGAUAUUCUCAAUGAUCCGGUUGUUCAGUUUUUCGACAGAAAUUAUUCUAUCCUCAAUGCAUUGUUCACUUUUGUGAUUCCUGUGUUGAUUCCCGUUUACCUACUCCAUCAAGACUGGAAGUAUUCAAUCAUAUCACAAGCGUUCAUUCGUUAUUCGUUGACUUUAAACUUCACCUGGUCAGUCAAUAGUUUUGCUCACAUGUUUGGAUAUCACACUUACGACAGAAGUAUUGAACCUGCUGAGAAUUUACUAGUCAGUUGGGUUUCUGGGGGAGAAGGUUGGCACAAUUACCAUCAUGUAUUCCCGUGGGAUUACAAAGCAGCCGAAUUCAAAAGUGUAUUUUUCAAUGCCACGACCGAAUGGAUUGAAUUGUUUGCUAAAAUAGGAUGGGCCUACGAUUUGAAACGAGCAACUCCUGAGCACAUACAAAAAGUCGUCGCGAGAACAGGCGAUGGAACACAUCCUGUAUACUUGACGUCUAAACAUUUAGCGAUGCAGCCUGAAUUAAUGAGCUCUCACAAAAAAUUGAGAAAGAAAAGGUGGUAUGAGUUUGGAACAGAAAUACUUUGGAAAAAUGCUAUUUUUAUAAUAGGUCUACACGUAAUUUCAUUGUACUGUAUUAUUACCUUUCCGUAUUUAGACCGAAAAAUUUUAUUUGUAUGGGGAUUCGUCGUAGGAACAUGGUCAGGAGUGGGAAUAACAGGUGGUGUUCAUCGACUUUGGACUCAUCGGGCGUACAAAGCCAAGAUACCGCUUAAAAUUAUUUUAGCUGCAAUGUACUACACUGCUGGACAAAAUAGGAUUUAUAACUGGGUAAGAGAUCACAGGCUUCAUCAUAAAUACACAGAGACGCUUGCAGAUCCUCAUGAUACUAAUCGCGGUUUUUGGUUCAGUCAUGUCGGCUGGUUGAUGUUAAAAAAAAGACCGGAAGUCCGUAAACAUGGUAAAGAAAUUGACAUGAGUGACAUUCUCAAUGAUCCAGUUGUUCAAUUUUUUGACGGAAACUUUAUUGUACUCAACACACUACUGACUUUCGUGAUCCCAGUCUUGAUACCUGUUUAUUUCUUCAAUCAAAGCUUAAAAUGGUCGCUCAUAUCCCAAGUGUUCAUUCGGUACCCGUUGGUCUUAAAUUUUACGUGGUCUGUCAAUAGCUUUGCUCAUAUGUUUGGAUACCAUAGCUAUGACAAAAAUAUUGCACCGGCGGAGAAUGUCUGGGUAAGUUAUUUUGCUGGAGGUGAAGGCUGGCAUAAUUAUCACCAUGUCUUUCCGUGGGACUAUAAAGCCGCAGAAUCAAAAAGUAUCUUCUUCAAUACUACAACAGAUUGGAUCGACAUGUUUGCCAAAAUUGGUUGGGCGUAUGAUCUACGUCAAGUAUCUGCUGAGCAUAUAAAGCGAACCGUCGAAAGAAGAGGAGAUGGAACUCAUCGAGUUUAUUAAUUCAAAGCUAACCAAUAAAUUAUUUAAAUUAUUAUAGACAUUCAUUAAAUAUAAUAAAAGGAGGAUGAUAAUUCACCAAACUA